CCCCGCAGUAUAAAUAUGGCGCCGCGCCCCUCAUCGGAGCAGAAACAGAAGCAGAUAGCCAUUGAGAAGGCGGAAGAGGCGAGCAUGGCCGGGAAGGUGGGCAUGGAGAGGGCGGCGGUGGAGGUCACCGUGAGGGAGCUGGACGUGGAGCGGGACCUGCCGGCGGUGGAGGAGCUGGAGCGGCGGUGCGAGGUCGGCCUCUCCGGCGACCAGGCCGACGGCGGCAAGAAGAAGAAGAAGAAGAGCAUGUCGCUGUGCGUGGAGCAGAUCGGCGACCCGCUGGCCAGGGUCCGCCACGCGCCGGAGCACGUCAUGCUGGUUGCUGAGUGCGGGGUGGAGAUGGUCGGCGUCGUCAAGGCCUGCAUCAAGAUGGUCAGCCGCGGCCGCGGCAUCGGGUCUUCUUCCUCCUCCGGCUCGGUGGCGAAGCAGCAGCAGCCGGCGACGGCGUACGUGAAGGUGGCCUUCAUCCUCGGCCUCAGGGUCUCCCCCUCCCACAGGCGGCUGGGGAUCGCGACGGCGCUGGUGAAGGCGGCGGAGGAGUGGAGCCGUAAGCGGGGCGCGGCGCACGCGACCAUGGCGACCACGGAGUCCAACAAGGCGUCGCUGGCGCUCUUCACCGGCCGGUUCGGGUACAAGCAGUUCCGGCGGCCGGUGCUCCUCGGCCGCCCAGUGCACGCGCGGUGGCUGCCGGUCACGAGCCGGCACCGCGUGCUCCAGCUGCCGCCAACGCUGGCGGCCGCGGCCUACGCGCGCCUCCUCCCGCCGCAGGACACCGAGUUCCUCCCCGCCGACCUGCCGGCACUCCUCGCCCACAAGCUCACCCUCGGCACCUUCGUGGCCAUCGAGAGCUCCGACGGCCACACCGCCGCGGCCGGCGCGCCGUCGCCGUCGUUCGCCGUGCUGAGCGUCUGGGACCAGACCCGGUCGCUCCGCCUGCGCGUGGACGGCGCGCCGGCGCUGCUCCGGCACUCCCUGGCCGCGGUCCGGGCGCUGGACCGCGCCGCGCCGUGGCUGCGCGUGCCCUCCGUGCCGGACAUCUUCCGCCCCUUCGGCGCCUACCUCAUCUACGGCGUCCGCAUGUCCGGGCCGGAGGGCCCGGCCCUGCUCCGCACGCUCUGCAGCCACGCCCACAACAUGGCCCGCAACAACCCGGCCUGCGGCGUCGUCGCCGCCGACCUCAGCCCCGACGACCCGGCCGCCGCCGCCAUCCCGAGCUGGCGCCGCUUCUCCUGCGACGAGGACGUCUGGUGCAUCAAGAACCUCUCCGACAGCAAUGCCGCCUCCUCCUCCUCCGACUGGCCGGCAUCGGCGCCGCCGGGCAGCGUGCUCUUCGUCGACCCCCGCGAGUUCUGACGUAGCCGCCGCAAUGCCAUUGGCAUGCACGGCGCAGGCAGGAGCAGGCAGAGUCGUCCUCUGCCCAAUUUUGACAGACAUGUACAUUGCACCCGGUGGCAAUUACCCUGCCUUUGCCACCGGUGGCAUCAACUCCCCCAGGCUUAAUUCAGUCGUGCUACUCAAGUAGAAAUUUUAAAACUAGCUUAAACUUGAUUUAUUUAGUUUGUUUUUCAAGCAGCCAGGAUGAACAAUGCAUCGCUAGCUACCUUGUUUAUGUUAAAUUGAUCAUGGUGCAUACAUGGCAGAAUGAGUCAAUAUUUUCAUCUUAAAA
Aegilops tauschii subsp. strangulata is the source of this 1666-nucleotide messenger RNA. Its product is annotated as acetyl transferase GW6a. The record is from RefSeq and is a predicted model, not a curated record. Lineage: Eukaryota; Viridiplantae; Streptophyta; Magnoliopsida; Poales; Poaceae. Gene Ontology annotation, molecular function: acyltransferase activity, transferring groups other than amino-acyl groups.